AUGGACAACAGGAUCAGACCGCUUGCUCUGCCCGGGCACACUGCCAAUCCACUCGGUGGCUUGCAGGUGCCACCGUCCCUCAUGCGUCCACCGCCUCUCUUCCUCCGGGCUUGCAACCCCGCGCUGGAGAGAGGAUACCCACGCACUCCGAAGUGUGCCAGAUGCAGGAACCAUGGCGUGGUGUCCGCGCUUAAAGGCCAUAAGCGCUUCUGCCGGUGGAGAGACUGCGUAUGUGCUAAAUGCACCCUGAUAGCAGAGAGACAGCGGGUGAUGGCCGCUCAGGUGGCGCUGAGGAGGCAGCAGGCGCAGGAGGAGAGCGAGGCCCGUGAGCUCCGGCUCUUGUAUCCCGGGUCGGCGGUCGGAGGGGACACAGGGAUUUCUCAGGGGUCACCAGUAGGCCCCGGCGUGCCAGCAGCCACCAGCAACACUACCACAGCUCCCAGUUUUGAUAUUUUCAGAACAGACACCCACAAAGAUGAUGAUAAACUGAGCAAGUACAACUUUUAUAACGGAUUCAUGGGCCGACCCCUCUUUGCACCCAACACAGUAAGACUGGCCUCUCCACACGACCAGAAGGAACUGUCUCCAAGCAAAGACGACACAACUUUAUUCAAUGAAGACAGUGCGAGUCCAUCCCCGGUGUUUGAUCAGCGUUCAGACCACACAGAGAGUCCACAGAGGUGUCUUUCCUCCUCGGACCCGGAGUCAGGAAGCGAAUCAGAGAAACCAAAGGACUACCCGAGCCUGGAUCGGGACCCCACCGAUAUCAUGGCCAAGAUCUUCCCCCAUCAGAAACGGGACACCCUGGAGUCUAUGGUGAGAACGUGCAAAGGUGACAUUGUCAAAUCAAUUGAACUGGUGUUGAGCUCCAAAGAGAACAAAAUUGACUCUGAUAGCUUGUCACUGUCUAAUCACCCAAACAUGCUCAGGCCUCCGGUGGCAUUGCCUGGAGCCCUGGGUGCUGUGGGGAACAAGUCUGCUUUCUCCCCGCUCCACAUGCCACCGACCGCGGCCGGGGGUGACAGCCUGUACGGGCUAAACCCUCGUCUCAGUGUCAGUCCCUUAAGACUGGCCUAUUCAUCUGGAAACGGCGGAAUGACAGGUUUUAUGUCACCAUACAUGACAUCCGGACUGAUGCCAGUGUUUCCACUGCGUCCCCCCUUGGACUCCUAUUCUUUCCCAGGCAUGAUCCGAGACUUUUCUUACCUUCAGAGCAAGGAGUCACUGUGCCAUACAGGCCUUUACGCACGAUUUAAUAAUGAAAAAUGA
This is a messenger RNA of Scomber japonicus (chub mackerel), 1269 nucleotides long. RefSeq names its product doublesex- and mab-3-related transcription factor A1-like. The record is from RefSeq and is a predicted model, not a curated record. NCBI's taxonomy places the organism in Eukaryota, Metazoa, Chordata, Actinopteri, Scombriformes, Scombridae. Gene Ontology annotation, cellular component: nucleus. The transcript has 2 exons. Gene Ontology annotation, molecular function: DNA-binding transcription factor activity, RNA polymerase II-specific; RNA polymerase II cis-regulatory region sequence-specific DNA binding. Gene Ontology annotation, biological process: sex differentiation; regulation of transcription by RNA polymerase II. Bases 1 to 1269 code for a protein of 422 amino acids.